AACAACCGUAAAACCGCCAUCGUGUAUUUUAUGAACGUUAGAAUAUUUCACUGUUAUGACCAUUAAUACACGAUGAAGAGGAGGAGUGUAGAAGAUGUUUUUGUUCAUGUCGAGUCUGCUGUGAUGGGGGAGAGAGGGCUGCUCAUCCUUCUGCUUGCAGGGUUUUGUGUGCCUGCAUACAACCAGAUCAGAAAACACGUGUUUGUGGAAACUAAGAAGAGUUGGUCUGAAGCUCAGAGGUACUGUAGAGAGAAGCACACAGACCUGGCCACUGUGCGCAGCCAGGAAGAAGCAAAGCAGCUCUUAAAUAUUACAGGAGCUUCUCUCUGGGGUUCCUGGAUCGGGCUGUAUCGUGAUGACACACAGAACUGGCAGUGGUCUAACAGCGAUGAUGUCAUCUACUCCAACUGGAGGGCAGACGUCUUCUGUGCUUCAGUCAAUUCAGACGGAAAGUGGACUGAUUUACCCUGCAACCUUCAGGAAGCCUUCAUGUGCUACAAAGAGACCAGCAACAUAACUGAGAGAUACACCCUGAUUGAAGAACUGAAAACCUGGACUGAAGCUCAGCAGUACUGUAGAGAACACCACACCGACCUUGUCAGUAUAAAGAACGCCAGUGAAAAUGAAGACCUAGUGAAGAAAGCGCAGGGCAAGCCCUUCUGGAUAGGCCUGUUCAAUGAGCCCUGGAAGUGGUCACACCAGGGGGAUAACUACACAUUUCACAACUGGAACUAUGGGGAACCAAACAAUAGGGGAGGGGAUGAGAACUGUGUGAUGAUGAGUAAGACUGGUGAAUGGACUGACACUGGCUGCAAUUAUCAGAACUCCUUCUUCUGCUGUGAGGGCGGCUCCUCUGGUCAGUGUUUCUAUGAAGGAACUGGGAAGACAUGGCAGGAAGCUCAGAGCUACUGCAGAAACCAAGGUAGAGACCUGCCCACCAUUCAAGACCAGGCCAGGGUUAAUGAGCUUAUAGGUCUUAUACCUUCAUAUAGUAACUGGUAUUGGAUUGGGCUGCAUCGUGAUAAAGAGAACUGGCAGUGGUCCAGUGGAGGUGAUGUCAUCUACUUCAACUGGGGACGAUACCUCUUCUGUGCUUCAGUCAAUGCGGAGGGAGAGUGGGAGGAUUCACUCUGCAGUCAGGGAAACUAUUUCAUGUGCUACAGCGAGACCAGCACCAUCACUGAGAGAUACACCCUGAUUGAAGAACUGAAAACCUGGACUGAAGCUCAGCAGUACUGUAGAGAACACCACACCGACCUCGUCAGUAUAAAGAACGCCAGUGAAAAUGAAGAAAUAGUAAAGAAAGCGCAGGGCAAGCCCUUCUGGAUAGGCCUGUUCAAUGAGCCCUGGAAGUGGUCACACCAGGGGGAUAACUACACAUUUCACAACUGGAACUAUUGGGAGCCAAACAAUUGGGGAGGGGAUGAGAACUGUGUGUUGAUGAGUAACACUGGUGGAUGGUUUGACUAUAGCUGCCACUUUCAGUUGCCCUUCUUCUGCUGUGAGGAUUCAGACCCCACAAGCCCCCCUUCCACUCCGGUCGAUUCAGACCCCACAAGCCCCCCUUCCACUCCGGUCUCUCAAGAAGCAGAAUCCUCGAGGCCCCCUUCCACUCCGGUCUCUCAAGAUUCACACCCCACAAGCCCCUCUUCCACUCCAGUCUCUCAAGAUUCAGACCCCACAAGCCCCCCUUCCACUCCGGUCUCUCAAGAAGCAGAAUCCUCGAGCCCCCCUUCCACUCCUGUCUCUCAAGGCACUCCAGUCCCUGAGGAGCUCCACCUGAUCUCUCACAGUAUGGUCUGGCCGGAGGCUUGGCAGUACUGCAGGGAUCGCUACACUGACCUAGUGAGCCUCACAAGCCUGGCUGCACAGAACAGAGUGUCGGAGCUCGUCAGGAACAGCACUGCAUCGCGAUUCUGGAUCGGCCUGCACAGAACUGUUGUGUAUGAUAACUGGUACUGGGUUGCUGGUAAGGAUAAGAAGGCCCGUCUAAACUACACUAACUGGGCCCCCGGGGAGCCCAACAAUCCUUACUAUGAGCACUGUGGGGAGAUGGUGCUGCGGGAGGAUGGGGGGGCUGAGUGGAAUGAUCUGUGCUGCUAUGAACAGCUCCCCUUUAUCUGUUUCAAAGAUUAAAAACAUCCUGAAAAGCUUUUACAGCAGUGGCUCUCAAACUAUCUCCAGCUGGGACCCCUUUUAAAGGCACUUUAGUCUGAAAAAAAACAUUUACUAAGAA
This is a messenger RNA of Acipenser ruthenus (sterlet), 2236 nucleotides long. RefSeq names its product macrophage mannose receptor 1-like. The coding region runs from base 73 to 2136 and encodes 687 amino acids. The record is from RefSeq and is a predicted model, not a curated record. The transcript is spliced from 13 exons. NCBI's taxonomy places the organism in Eukaryota, Metazoa, Chordata, Actinopteri, Acipenseriformes, Acipenseridae.